GGCCGACCCCUUCCUGGCUGCAUCGAGGCAGCUGCUGGCUGCGGUAUCGCGGCCGUUCCGCCUGGAUCCCUCCGCCGCGAUGCGCCGGGCCCAGCGCCCUGCACAGCGCCCUGCACAGCGGAGCGAGUCCGGGGCUGCCGCCGCGCGGGGCCGCGGGCUGUGAGCGGGUCAGCGAGGGCCGCUCGGCCGGCUCCGUGGGGCUCGGCCCGGCAUGGCGGCGCGGCGGUGCGCGGGCGGCGCGGCCGCCUUGGCCGAGGCUCCGGGCUGCGGCGCGGCGGUGGAGCCCGCCCGGGAGCUGUUCGAGGCCUGCAGGAACGGGGACGUGGAGCGGGUCAAGCGGCUGGUGCGGCCCGAGAACGUGAACAGCCGCGACACGGCGGGCAGGAAGUCCAGCCCGCUGCACUUCGCCGCAGGUUUUGGUCGGAAGGAUGUAGUCGAAUACUUACUGCAGAGCGGUGCCAAUGUCCACGCACGAGAUGAUGGAGGCCUUAUCCCACUUCACAAUGCUUGCUCUUUUGGUCAUGCCGAAGUUGUCAAUCUCCUCCUGCGGCACGGUGCAGAUCCUAAUGCUCGCGACAAUUGGAAUUACACUCCCCUUCAUGAAGCAGCCAUUAAGGGCAAGACAGAUGUCUGCAUUGUAUUGCUGCAGCAUGGUGCUGAACCGACCAUCCGGAACACAGAUGGAAGAACAGCUUUGGAUUUAGCAGAUCCAUCUGCAAAAGCAGUGCUGACUGGUGAAUACAAGAAAGAUGAGCUCUUAGAAAGUGCCAGGAGUGGAAAUGAAGAAAAGAUGAUGUCUCUUCUUACACCAUUGAAUGUUAACUGUCAUGCAAGUGACGGCAGAAAGUCCACUCCUCUACAUUUAGCAGCUGGGUACAACCGUGUAAAAAUAGUACAGCUGUUACUGCAACAUGGUGCUGAUGUGCACGCUAAGGAUAAGGGAGAUCUGGUGCCGCUUCACAAUGCCUGUUCCUAUGGUCAUUAUGAAGUAACAGAGCUUCUAGUAAAGCAUGGAGCGUGUGUGAAUGCAAUGGAUCUGUGGCAGUUCACUCCUCUGCACGAAGCAGCUUCUAAGAACAGGGUGGAAGUAUGUUCUCUUUUGUUAAGUUAUGGUGCUGACCCAACACUGUUGAACUGUCACAACAAAAGCACCAUUGAUUUGGCUCCAACGCCCCAAUUAAAAGAACGAUUAGCAUAUGAAUUCAAAGGUCACUCACUGCUACAAGCUGCAAGAGAAUCAGAUGUUGCUCGUAUAAAGAAACAUCUUUCUUUGGAGACAGUUAACUUCAAGCAUCCUCAAACACACGAGACUGCACUGCACUGUGCUGCUGCAUCUCCUUAUCCUAAGAGAAAACAAGUAUGUGAGUUGCUGCUGAGGAAAGGUGCUAACAUUAACGAAAAGACAAAAGACUUCUUGACUCCUCUGCACGUGGCAUCAGAAAAAGCUCAUAAUGAUGUUGUUGAAGUAGUUGUGAAACAUGAAGCUAAGGUUAAUGCAUUGGAUAACCUUGGCCAGACUUCUCUUCACAGAGCAGCACAUUGUGGUCACCUCCAGACUUGCAGGUUGCUGUUGAGUUCUGGAUGUGAUCCUUCCAUCGUGUCUCUGCAGGGCUUUACAGCCUUACAAAUGGGGAAUGAAAGUGUGCAACAGCUACUGCAAGAAGGAAUCCCUCUAGGUAAUUCAGAUGCUGAUAGACAAUUGUUGGAGGCUGCGAAGGCUGGUGAUGUGGAUACUGUAAAAAAACUGUGUACGGUUCAAAGUGUGAACUGCAGAGAUAUUGAAGGGCGUCAGUCUACACCACUUCAUUUUGCAGCUGGAUACAAUAGGGUGUCUGUUGUUGAAUAUCUUCUUCAGCAUGGAGCUGAUGUGCAUGCAAAAGAUAAGGGAGGUCUUGUUCCUUUACAUAAUGCUUGUUCAUAUGGUCACUAUGAGGUUGCAGAGCUGCUUGUUAAACAUGGUGCAGUUGUCAAUGUAGCUGACUUGUGGAAGUUUACCCCCUUACAUGAAGCUGCAGCAAAAGGAAAAUAUGAGAUCUGCAAACUCCUAUUGCAGCAUGGAGCUGACCCCACAAAGAAAAACAGAGAUGGAAAUACUCCUUUAGACCUUGUUAAAGAUGGUGAUACUGAUAUUCAAGACCUACUUAGAGGAGAUGCAGCUCUACUAGAUGCUGCUAAGAAAGGUUGUUUGGCCCGGGUUAAAAAGCUGUGUUCACCUGACAAUGUCAACUGUCGGGACACACAAGGACGGCAUUCGACACCACUGCAUUUAGCAGCCGGUUACAACAAUUUGGAAGUUGCCGAGUACCUGUUACAGCAUGGAGCAGAUGUGAAUGCUCAGGAUAAAGGAGGUUUGAUCCCUCUGCAUAACGCUGCAUCUUACGGGCAUGUAGAUGUGGCAGCUUUACUUAUUAAGUAUAAUGCGUGUGUGAAUGCUACGGACAAAUGGGCUUUCACACCUUUGCAUGAAGCAGCCCAGAAAGGAAGGACGCAGCUUUGUGCCUUGUUGCUGGCACACGGGGCUGAUCCUACUCUGAAAAACCAGGAAGGACAAACACCUUUAGACCUGGUCACUGCAGAUGAUGUCAGCGCAUUAUUGACAGCAGCAAUGCCUCCUUCUGCCUUACCGUCUUGCUACAAACCUCAGGUUAUAAAUGUAUCUCAGACAGCAGGUUCUACAGCUGAUCCCCUGUCAUCUGUUCCAUCCAGUCCAUCCAGUCUAUCUGCUGCAAGUAGUCUUGACAAUUUGUCUGGUAGCUUUUCUGAACUUCCAUCAGUUGUUGGUGCAAGCAGUGCAGAGGGAGCUACUGUUCUGGAGAAAAAAGAAGUCUCAGGUGUAGAUUUCAGCAUUAAUCAGUUUGUGCGGAACCUUGGCCUUGAACAUCUGAUUGACAUAUUUGAGAGAGAACAGAUAACACUUGAUGUGUUGGUUGAAAUGGGACAUAAAGAACUGAAGGAAAUUGGAAUUAAUGCUUAUGGCCAUAGGCACAAAAUCAUUAAAGGAGUUGAAAGACUGAUUUCUGGACAGCAAGGACUUAACCCAUACCUGACUCUAAACACCUCCAGCAGCGGAACUCUUCUCAUAGAUCUUUCCUCUGAAGAUAAGGAGUUUCAGUCAGUAGAAGAGGAGAUGCAGAGUACUGUCCGAGAGCACAGAGAUGGAGGACAUGCUGGGGGAGUCUUCAAUAGAUACAACAUUUUAAAGAUUCAGAAAGUCUGCAACAAAAAGCUGUGGGAAAGAUACACUCACAGGAGGAAAGAAGUCUCUGAAGAGAAUCAUAACCAUGCUAAUGAAAGGAUGCUGUUUCAUGGCUCCCCGUUUGUGAACGCAAUCAUUCACAAAGGCUUUGAUGAAAGACACGCUUAUAUAGGUGGCAUGUUUGGAGCUGGAAUUUAUUUUGCUGAAAAUUCUUCCAAAAGCAAUCAGUAUGUGUAUGGGAUUGGAGGUGGCACUGGAUGUCCAAUUCACAAAGAUAGAUCUUGUUAUGUUUGCCAUAGACAGUUGUUGUUCUGUCGUGUAACGCUGGGCAAGUCUUUCCUGCAGUUCAGUGCUAUGAAAAUGGCCCAUUCUCCCCCUGGACAUCACUCAGUUACUGGGAGACCCAGUGUCAAUGGACUGGCAUUGGCAGAAUAUGUCAUCUACAGAGGGGAGCAGGCUUAUCCAGAAUACUUGAUUACUUACCAGAUCAUGAAACCUGAAGCCACCACUGAAGCUUAAGAUAAAUUUUGUGUGAGAAACCAUCAGACUUGGAUGUGAAGAUACCGAUGGCUGCCAUCCUGUUAACUGCAAUGAGUUGUUGAGAAAAAAAUCUUCCAUCCACAGGUGGUGUUGGUAGCAAAUGUGAAUAAAAUCUGCCGUUUUUGACUUGAUGAAGCUUUAAUAAUGUAUAGUAUGUUUUUCUAAAAUUUCAGAAUUGUCUUUUUUCAGCACUUUAACGGAUACCAUUCCAGGCGUAAACUGCAGUUUGCCUGUACUAAAUUAUAAACAAAAAUUAACUUGAAGCGAUGGUUUUAUACAAUACUGCAUUGAAAUAUAACAGAAAUUAUGAUGCUCUAUACAGGAAAUUGUUUUACUAAUAUUGUGUUCUUUAAAACACUGCAUUUACACUGAAAAUGUUUUCAUUUGUAAAACUGUAAAUAAGAGCUUUUGUACUAGCUUGGUAUUUAUUUACAUUGCUUUGUAAUAUACGUGUUUUAGAACUGCAACCUUGUACAAAAUGGUUUUUUCCAGAUGUUGGUUUGUUCACCUGUUUGCUCAUGCGCAAUAGAUUUGAAAAGCCAAUUAUUUCAGGGUUUAUCAUUUGUUUGGGAGGGAGAAAACGAAUUUUAUCUGGAGAAGUUUAGAAAUAGCCAACUUUAGAUUGAAUAUUCAAAUUUUUGUUCCGUAGUUUUAUUUAUGAAAUAUACAUUCCUGAGAGUGAUAGGCUAUGAAAAUAUUCCAGCUGAAUGCUUGGGUGCUUUUCCACCUCUUUAUAGAGUCUCGUCUUCUAAUUUCUGUAAAAUGUCUUCUGAAGUUUUUAUUUAACUGUAGCUAUAGUUGAACCGUAUCCUCCCUUCAAGGCUAGUAGACCUUGCAAGUUAGUUUUAAUAAAUUAUUUUUCUUGAAUGUAGUUGGCAAAUUAACCUCAAGGAGGUCUGUCUUGAGUUCCUCUUGCUUCCAUUUAAGCCAGGAAGUUAAAUGCUUCAUUCCUAAUGUGAAGGCGGGCAGCUUGGCCUUCUCCAUAUGAUUAUUUUGCUGAAUGCAUCUCCUUGUCAGUGCCCUCAAGAUGUGAGUCUUGCGAGGUGGAAAUGUUAAAACCAUCCUGUCAUCUCUUGUGUUUCUUCCAUGUUAAUGUUCAAGCUGCAUUUGAAGUGCUUGCCUAGCAGCGUGCUUACCUGUAGUGCUUCUGGCUGAGUGGAGCUGACGGGGGCACAGCUCAGGGCCCUCGUGCCCAGGCCGCUGGAUGAGCAGUGCAGAAGUGGGACCAGCAGUUCUGCCGUGGUGAUCGCUGUCCACAGUGCUCUGCUGAGGCCACUGCUGUGGAAAAGGAGUGCCAAAGGUAUCGCCCCCUGCCAAGUCGCAUUCAGGAUCAUUGAAUGCGCUGAUGGGUUCAGUCGGCCCUGUCAUAGCUUUCAUGUGUAUUCUACUUCCGUCUGCAGUUUUUGUCUACAUAUUUCAAAAAUAUGUAAAUACCAAUUAGAGUUCAUUUGGGUUUGAAGUGGUUGAGAGUAUAUUUGAGUUGUUUUAUAUUUCUACAUGCAGCGCAGUGUCCCGGAAGGCAGUUUGGUUGCUGGCCAUGUUAUCAUGCCAUGGUUUUAAAUGUAGUAACUGGUCAAGAUAAUGAAAACGUCUUGCUGAUGUGGUGGUUAUGUGAUUAUGCUCUAUGUAAAAAUGUAUUGAACCUUACCCAGUUAUGUGGGGAAUCUGAGUAAUAAGAUUGCAUAACUUAUCUCUUGCACAAAGUAAUAUUGGCUAUGAAUAAAAAAGGCUUUGAUUUUUAGGUACUUUUCCCAGCAUGUUGCCUGUUCCUUUGGUGUAGUAACGCUGGAAUUGGUGUUCAUGCAAAACCUGUUAAGUAUGUUUAAAACUUCUUUGUUAUUGCAAAAAUGCUUCAUUCUCUAUGAAUGAUCACCUAAUGUCUUGUAAAAUAUUGUGGUAUGAUAGAUUUAAGUGGUACCACAACACUGGUUUUGUCUGUUUGGGGAUUUUUUGAGCUGUUUUUUUGCAUGACAUACCUUGCACUCUGAAGAUGGAAGCUGUAAUGAUUUGAUAAUAUUGACUAUUGAGGUGAAUCUUUAAUCUUGUGUGCAAUUAGUUCUGCUUUACUCAUCCUAAAGUGUCUUUACAUGUACUGUAUAACAUUCCAUAUUCAUUUAACACUAAAUAAACUUGAUUCACUGGUUUUCUGGUA
This is a messenger RNA of Coturnix japonica (Japanese quail), 5888 nucleotides long. RefSeq names its product tankyrase 2 (gene TNKS2). The record is from RefSeq and is a predicted model, not a curated record. NCBI's taxonomy places the organism in Eukaryota, Metazoa, Chordata, Aves, Galliformes, Phasianidae. Gene Ontology annotation, molecular function: protein binding; NAD+ poly-ADP-ribosyltransferase activity.